Messenger RNA from Musca vetustissima, 1261 nucleotides. RefSeq lists its product as uncharacterized. The record is from RefSeq and is a predicted model, not a curated record. Lineage: Eukaryota; Metazoa; Arthropoda; Insecta; Diptera; Muscidae. The transcript has 4 exons. The coding region runs from base 1 to 1260 and encodes 419 amino acids.
AUGGAACCAUCUGCAAAAUCAACACCAACAAUUUGUUUGUUGUUAUUGCUUUUGAGCGGUUUUAAAGGCAUAUAUAUGCAAUCCUGCCAACAGGAUUGCCAGCAAACGGUUAUACAAAGACGUAUCGAUGGUUCGGUCGAUUUCUAUCGUCCGUGGUCGGAUUAUAAAGUUGGCUUCGGUGAUCCUUCUAAGGAGUUUUUCCUUGGUUUGGAUGAAAUAAAUCGUCUCACAAAUAGUUGUCCCACUCAGUUGCUAAUUGUCAUGGACGAUUGGGAGGGUAAUCGACGUUAUGCCCAUUAUGAUGGAAUUAUUGUGGGCUCUGAAGGUGAGAAUUAUAACCUCAAACAAUUGGGUAAGUAUACCGGAUCGGCUGGCGAUUCAAUGACAUUUUCGUUGGGACAAAAUUUCACAACAUACGAUCGUGACAAUGAUGUGUGGUCGGGUAAUUGUGCGGUGCGUUAUACGGGUGCGUUUUGGUAUAAGGAUUGUCAUCAAACGAAUCCCAAUGGCCUCUAUGGAAAAUCCAAACAAAAUGAAAGUCUUAUAAUUUAUGAUAUCCAUGGAAAACUAAAUGAAUUGGAAGAAAAUGUUGUAAAUACCCACAAAAAGUUGAUGGAAACCCAAACAAAUUUAACCAAUUGUUUAAAUGGAAAUCCCCAAUUAAAUGGUGUCUUGGAAAAAAUCCACAAAUUGGAAAUGGGCUUUAAGGAGCUACGAACAAGCAUAAAGAAACCAAGUGAUAUUGUCAUUCAACGGCGUGUUGAUGGUUCAGAGGAUUUCUUUCGUCCCUGGGCUGAUUAUAAGGAGGGAUUUGGUAAUAGUUCAGGAGAAUUUUUCAUUGGCCUGGAUAAGUUAAACAAACUUACCAAUUCCCGUCCCUAUGAGUUACUCAUUGUUAUGGAAGAUUGGGAAAAUGAUUGCCGUUAUGCGCGUUAUGAUCAAUUUAUAAUUGGCACCGAAGCUGAAAAAUAUGUCCUCAAGGAAUUAGGUAAAUAUAGUGGCUCGGCGGGUGAUGCUUUGGGUUAUUCGCUGGGUCAGAAAUUCACGACCAAAGAUCAAGAUAAUGAUGUGUGGAAUAAAAAUUGUGCUGUUGAAUUUACCGGGGCAUGGUGGUAUAAGGAUUGUCAUAGGAGUAAUCUCAAUGGGCGUUAUAUUAAAGGCGGCAAAACCACUGUUUUUGCCCAGGGCGUUGAUUGGGAUCCAUUCAAGGGGCAUUAUUAUUCUUUGAAAUUUGUUGAAAUGAUUUUGCGUCCAACUUAAA